Cucurbita moschata (crookneck pumpkin) is the source of this 2026-nucleotide messenger RNA. RefSeq names its product nucleobase-ascorbate transporter 1-like. NCBI's taxonomy places the organism in Eukaryota, Viridiplantae, Streptophyta, Magnoliopsida, Cucurbitales, Cucurbitaceae. Gene Ontology annotation, biological process: transmembrane transport. Gene Ontology annotation, cellular component: membrane. The transcript has 13 exons. Bases 135 to 1787 code for a protein of 550 amino acids. Gene Ontology annotation, molecular function: transmembrane transporter activity. The record is from RefSeq and is a predicted model, not a curated record.
UUUCCCUCUUGCUUUUGCUCUUCACUUUAUAUCUAUACUUUACCCUUUCUUCUUCUUCUUCUUCUUCGUUUCGACCAAAAGCAGCUGUGUCUGUGAGAAGAAGAAGCAAAAACAAAGAAAAUAAGGCCACAACAAUGGAGGACAUCACUCACCCUCCCAUGGAACAGCUCCAAGACCUUGAGUACUGCAUAGACUCAAACCCCUCUUGGGCUGAAACCAUCCUACUAGCUUUUCAGAAUUACAUUCUGAUGCUAGGCACCAAUGUGAUGAUUCCAUCUUUAAUCGUCCCAGCAAUGGGUGGAGACAAUGGAGACAAAGCACGAGUCAUUCAGACUCUUCUUUUUGUAGCUGGCUUAAACACACUUCUCCAAGCACUGUUUGGAACUAGAUUACCAGCAGUAGUUGGAGGCUCCUUUGCCUAUGUUGUUCCUAUAGCUUACAUUGUCGGAGACUCGUCAUUGCAACGGAUUACCGAUUCUCAUGAAAGAUUUUUACAUACAAUGCGUGCCAUCCAAGGAGCUCUCAUUGUUGCCUCAAGCAUACAGAUCAUUCUCGGUUACAGCCAAGUUUGGGGCUUACUCUCACGGUAUGUUCCCGUUCACUUCAAUGAGACAAUUGUGGGGAUUUUGUAUCACUUAUCGAUGUCGUUGAUCAUGUCAUUGCUUUGUUUGUGUAGCUUCUUCAGUCCAUUGGGCAUGGCUCCUGUUGUCGGAUUGGUUGGCCUUGGCUUGUUUCAACGAGGAUUUCCAGUGCUGGGGGAGUGUGUGGAAAUAGGGUUGCCCAUGCUCAUACUUGUCAUUGGAUCAUCACAAUAUCUAAAGCAUGUGAGACUCUUCAGAGAUCUUCCAAUUUUUGAGAGAUUUCCAGUGUUGAUCUGUGUCACAAUUGUUUGGAUCUAUUCUGUGAUCUUAACCGCGAGCGGGGCGUAUCGGCACAAGCCCAUAAAAACCCAGUUAAGCUGCCGAACUGAUAGAGCAAAUCUUAUUACCACUGCCCCAUGGUUCAAGUUUCCAUACCCUUUGCAAUGGGGUCCUCCUACUUUUUCAGCUGGUCAUUCAUUUGCUAUGAUGGCUGCUGUUUUUGUUUCAAUGGUUGAGUCAACCGGUGCAUACAAGGCGGCCGCUCGCUUGGCAAUCGCCACCCCUCCUCCUGCUUAUGUACUGAGCCGAGGCAUUGGCUGGCAGGGGAUUGGCGUCCUGCUGAACGGUCUCUUUGGAACAACCACUGGUGCAACGGUUGCUGUGGAAAAUGUGGGACUUCUUGGGCUUACCCGAGUUGGAAGUCGAAGGGUUGUUCAAAUUUCUGCUGGUUUCAUGAUAUUUUUCUCUACCUUGGGUAAAUUUGGAGCUGUCUUUGCAUCCAUACCAAUCCCCAUCUUUGCUGCACUCUACUGUAUACUCUUCGGCCUUGUUGCUUCGGUCGGAUUAUCAUUUCUCCAGUUCACAAACAUGAAUUCAAUGAGAAACCUCAUCAUCACAGGACUUUCACUGUUUCUCGGAUUAUCCAUCCCCCAGUUUUUCAAUGAAUACUGGAACCCAACCCGCCGUGGACUUGUUCAUUCGAACGCUGGAUGGUUCAAUGCGAUUAUGAACACAAUAUUCUCGUCGCCAGUAACAGUGUCGUUGGCAGUGGCUGUGUUUCUUGACAACACAUUGGAGGUUGAAAAAUCAAAGAAAGAUAGAGGAAUGCCAUGGUGGGUGAAGUUCAGAACGUUCAGAGGAGACAACAGAAAUGAAGAGUUCUAUACUUUACCAUUCAAUCUUAACCGAUUUUUCCCGCCAACUUGAAAUUUGAAUUUCAGUUUAGCCUUCUUCUUCUCCUUUUUCUUCUUUACCCCACUCAGAUUAACAAAACCCUUGGCCUGAUCUCAAUCUUUUGUUUUUGUCUUUCUUUACAUUUUUUGUGGACCAUUUGUAAGUGGGUCCUGGACGAUCGUAGAGAAUUUGAUCCAUGCUUUUGUAGAUGCAAUAAAAAUAUGAGGGAAAUUAGGGUUCUAAAGUCCAAUCCCAUCUUUUUUUUCAACAUC